AUGGGGGAGGAAAGCGAUGCUCCGUCAUCAACUGCGCCCGCAGCGACCAAGGCGGGGGGCACUGCAUCAAGCACGGAGGUGGGAAACGCUGCUGUAUUGUUGGAUGCAAGAAUUCUUCUCAGUCUCGUGGGCUGUGCAAGACACACGGAGGUGACCAUUUCCAUGCCGACCCGACCGUAA
Molecule: messenger RNA, 180 nt
Organism: Aphanomyces astaci
Lineage: Eukaryota; Oomycota; Saprolegniomycetes; Saprolegniales; Verrucalvaceae
Exons: 2
Coding region: 1-180 (59 amino acids)
Source: RefSeq, a predicted model, not a curated record